This is a messenger RNA of Hibiscus syriacus, 1357 nucleotides long. RefSeq names its product transcription factor MYB26-like. The record is from RefSeq and is a predicted model, not a curated record. The transcript is spliced from 3 exons. Bases 150 to 1178 code for a protein of 342 amino acids. Lineage: Eukaryota; Viridiplantae; Streptophyta; Magnoliopsida; Malvales; Malvaceae.
UUAGGAAGCCAACUUAAAGGGCUUACCUCUGAAUAUCUUACCUCUCUCCCCCCUUUUCGGAUCUCCUUAUCUUUCUUUUUCACUUUUGAAAAAUACAAAACAACUCCUCAGCACUGAAUCUGGCCUGCCAUUGGCUGUAACCUGUAAAGAUGGGGCACCAUUCUUGCUGCAACAAGGAGAAGGUGAAGAGAGGGCUAUGGUCACCCGAGGAAGAUGAGAAACUUAUUAACUACGUUACAACUUAUGGCCAUGGUUGCUGGAGCUCUGUCCCUAGACUUGCUGGCCUUCAGAGAUGUGGAAAGAGCUGCAGAUUAAGAUGGAUAAAUUACCUUAGACCUGAUUUGAAACGUGGGAGUUUCUCUCCACAAGAAGCAGCUCUCAUCAUUGAACUCCAUGGUAUUCUGGGCAACAGAUGGGCACAGAUAGCGAAGCAUUUACCAGGGAGAACAGAUAACGAGGUGAAGAACUUUUGGAAUUCAAGUAUCAAGAAGAGGUUUAUCACUCAUGAUGUUGCACCUUUCGCCUCUUUGGUUGAUGUUCACAAUCCCAAACCCCCGGAGGAAGCACCUGAUUUUGUCUCUCUAAAUGUAAACCCUAAUUUGAUCCUUGGUGAACAGCGAGACCAGCUCUAUCUUUCCCCAUCAGCAUCAGUUCUACAAAGCUUUGUUCAUGAUGCAGAUUUCAAGCCAAUCCCAAGCAAUGACACCGCUGAUUUGAUUCACCAUCAUUUCCCUUUAACCCCAAUGCUCCCACCCCUUUCAAAUACAGCUUCCUUCGACCCUUCAUGGUCACUGCCCUUUGUUGCACCCCAACAUGAUCUGGGCGAUCAUCCCCAAAAUAAAAAAUAUCACGUCCCAAAUUUGAGCAAUGAAGUAGUUCAAGAUAUUGUCAGUGACAUGCUUGUAAACCAGAUCGCUGGCGUAAAUCCUUACGAGUUCGAUCCAUUAAUGGAAACCCAAACAGUACCCAAACUCUGUGAAAUCCUUAAAGGAAACCUCUGCAACAUGCCGCUAACAUCCGUUUCAUUAGAAAACAUCGACCCAUUAGUUUCCAGGCUCUCAUCGUGUUUUCCUAUAUCUGCUGGUUCAUCAUAUUCACAGGACAUGCACGUGGCAACAAACCAGAUGGAGAUCGUUGACACCAUCAUCACAUCAAUGCCGUUAUCAUCAUCUUCUUAAUCAUCAUCAUCUUUAUCAGCUUUUUCCAGUGGGCAAUAUAUCACAAACCCUACUCUUCCAUCAAGAAGUCGGGACCCUUAGGGAGGACGGAUUCACUAUUUUAUAAUAGAAAUGGCACUGGAUUUAGCUAGGUACUUUUUCUACCGUUUCACUCGAUUAAUACAACAGCAAUUAUUCUC